CCAAGAAACAACCAAAAGAAGAGAACUCCUUCGGCAAAGCCCAGAUACACACAGUUGUCGUCCGUUGAGAAGCUGCGGGUGAGCAUAAAAAUGAAUUGAGUAAUGCUGCGGGUGUACACCACUCUCUUUUCCUUCACACAUUUUUAUUUGAUUUUUAUUUACUUAAUUUUUUUGAAUUUUGUUGCCUUUUUUAAUGGACAAGGAGGGGGUGGGGAUAUUUGGGGUACACGUUUGGUGUAACCUAGCAUUUUUCAAAUGAAUUUGUUUCUUGCUUUUUUAUUCAGUCACUAGCACUGUAUUUGUUCUAUUUAACCUCACCCUGCACAUUAGCCAUAAGCCAUGGCGUUGGAGGCUGGCUUCUCUCUGACUGCAUUGCACAUCCAUUCUUGCUUCAAUACCUGCACUGCUUUGGUUUCUUUGCUGCAGUACUGAUCCCUCCCGUAAAUUUAAGUUCUUCUCAAGGUGGACGUUCUCCACUAUAUCAGCAAGGAGAUGACAAAGAAAGGCAGGGGAAAGUUUGCCGUUGAGAAACCUUUGGCCAAGGGUUUACCUCCGGGAUGGACUAAGGAAAUAAGGGUCAAGAAAAAGGGUGGCAAGACUAGAAAGGACCUGUAUUACAUCGAUCCUGAGAGUGGGCAAGUUUUCCGCUCCUUGAAGGAUGUUUCUCGUUACCUUGGGACUAAAGAUUGCAGUGAGACUGAACAAGGUCUCAACAACCUGCAAGCUGCAGGUUCUAUUUCGUCUUUGCCUUCUGAAGCUGAAGAACUGAAAGUGGGUGAAAGCAAAUGGGAUGAUGAACAGCUUGCUGUGGAUCAGAGAAAGGAAGAAGUUGUAAUGCCCAGUGGUAAAGAAUGUUGCUUGUCCCCCUCCCCCGAUCAUAUAGCAAGAGAAGUGGAAGAUGUUGGGAAUAAAAGUGAAACCAUCCUCAACAGAAGGAAGAAGUUGCAUGAAAGGAAAGGGUCACACUUACCUCUUAGAACCUCCAAGCGCCUUGCUGGCAUCAAAGCCGAUUCAUCUUUGGAACUGAAAACAAAUACUAAUAGUCAUCAUCAAGGCUUAGCUGCUGCUCCUAGACAGAAGGGUCAAACAGAAGCUGGCAUGACCGAUAUCCGGAUGGUGGAUGAUACCCAUGGGAAUGAAAGGAAACAUGAAGCUGUUGCUGCUGAUACUGCUGCUGCUUUACCCGCAGGGGAGCCUGAAUCAUCAUUGUUGAUGAUGAAGGAUGUGUGGAUGGAUCCAUGCAUAGAAUUUGCCAUAAAAACUCUAACCGGUGCAAUCCCAUGCAUUGGAGAAGAAGAGAACAAGGCUGACAAGAUGACUCCACAGUCAUCCCUCAGUUCAUCUGCUGGAAAUCUACAGUCCNUGACCGAUAUCCGGAUGGUGGAUGAUACCCAUGGGAAUGAAAGGAAACAUGAAGCUGUUGCUGCUGAUACUGCUGCUGCUUUACCCGCAGGGGAGCCUGAAUCAUCAUUGUUGAUGAUGAAGGAUGUGUGGAUGGAUCCAUGCAUAGAAUUUGCCAUAAAAACUCUAACCGGUGCAAUCCCAUGCAUUGGAGAAGAAGAGAACAAGGCUGACAAGAUGACUCCACAGUCAUCCCUCAGUUCAUCUGCUGGAAAUCUACAGUCCUGUGUGGAGGAGUUGCCUUUUGGUGGAGGAGGCGUAUUGGCAUUAGAUCCAUGCAUUGAAUUUGCUGCAAAGAUCCUUACUGGUGAAAUACCAAUAAGUGUUGAUGAAUGUUCACCUGAGAAGCCUUUAUUCAAGCAGCAGCAGCAACAGAAAUGCUGGCUUACUAAAUUUGGUUCAAACCAACCGAUUGUGUGAAACUUAGAAAACUGUGGAUGGGAAACUUGUUGUAAGUGUCUCUAGUGUUAGUUAUGUAUGUUUAAUUGGUGAUUGGUUGGCAGGGUGUAUCUGUUGUUAGCAUUCUCUAUUCAAAAUCCUGUCAAGACAGAAUUGUUAGGCAGUUUGUUAUAAAACUAAGGUUAAAAU
Molecule: messenger RNA, 1989 nt
Organism: Cuscuta campestris
Lineage: Eukaryota; Viridiplantae; Streptophyta; Magnoliopsida; Solanales; Convolvulaceae
Source: the annotation of a GenBank genome assembly